UGGAAAAUGGACAUAAAUUACUACUAGUAUAAUAGACCCUUUUAACCAUAAGCAUUUAAUGGUCAUUAUAACCACUUAGAUCACGUACAUGAUCAUAUUAAUCAUAAAUUAACACAAGCUAAACAUUUUUAUUACAACAUCAAAUCCUAACCUCCGUACUAUGCACGAAUUCCACUGAACCUGAGUGCAUGCAAACCUUUUUUUUUGUGCAACAACAUGCAAACCUUUUUUUAAGGAAUCAAAAAAUAUUAAAUGAAACGAGCCUUUUUAAGUGUAAUAAGAAACACAAGAGUAACAUUUCAUCAUAUGAAGAAGAACCAUGCAGCUGCGAUGAGAACAGAUCCAGAGAUAGAGAUCUCAAGCGACGAGGCUCUUCCCGUCGGGGCUGAAGCUUCGGGGCCUUCACUGGUGGGUCCUUCAUCAGGGGACGACGACGGAGACAUGUCUGGUGUCGGAGACGGCGGAGAAGAUGCGGAUGGUGAGUCGGACGAGCUAGUAGGACCUUCAGACGAGCUUGUAGGGCCUUCAGACGAGCUUGUAGGGCCUUCGGACGAGCUUGUAGGACCUUCCGAUGAGCUUGUAGGACCUUCGGAUGAGCUGGUAGGACCUCCGGUGCUUGAGUCGGGGCUUGGAGCCGGAGUUUUGGCUGACGAAGAUUUUGGAGCGUUUGUGGGGGCGCCACCACCUGAAGAUGGGGAAGCGCUUGGAGUGGCGGAGGAGUUCUUCUUGGUGGUGGUGGGAGCAGAAGCCGUAGGCGGCGAGGUUGGGGCGGAAGCGGUGGAUUUUGGGGAUGCUGCGGCGGGUUGUUUGGGGGAUCCUGCGGUGGUUGGUUUUGGUGAUCCUGCGGCGGGUUGUUUGGGGGAUGCUGCGGCGGGUUGUUUGGGGGAUGCUGCGGCGGCGGGAGGAGUGGGUGAGCUUUUGUUGGCGUUGGCUUUAGGCGCUCCGGCUGGUGUUGGAGGAUCAGCGGCGAAGACAGCGGUAAUGGCCAAGACGGUGACGGCGAGAGAUAGGAGCGUAAUGGUCCUUGUCAUCUUUAUAUGUGAAUGUGAGAUUUUCUUAAAUGCGGUAAUUAAUUAUUAAAUUACUUACUUUUUUUAUCUCUUGUUUGCUUAAUGGCAAUGGUGAAAAAUAUAAAAGGGAAGAAAAGAGAUAUAGGGGAUUUAACCGAAGUUUCAGUUGACCGGGUCCAUAGGAGCUUGUCUUGGAAAAUUUUAUUGGUUUCAUCUUUUGUUUAGUUAAAGAGAGAACAUGUGGUGAUGGUAAUUUCCACUUUCAAAAGACAAUUGAGAGAACACGUGUCCUGUGUCCAACGUAAUGAGACUAUGUGAGAGUGAAGAUCAUAUUUAAGUUUAAAUUUAGACAGGAAAGUGAAGAUUAGUUAGCAUGGUGAGAUUGGUUUUACACUAAUUUUCUUCAGGUCUUUCUCAGCGUUUUGUAGU
Brassica napus (rape) is the source of this 1439-nucleotide messenger RNA. RefSeq lists its product as uncharacterized. The coding region runs from base 253 to 1080 and encodes 275 amino acids. The record is from RefSeq and is a predicted model, not a curated record. Lineage: Eukaryota; Viridiplantae; Streptophyta; Magnoliopsida; Brassicales; Brassicaceae. The transcript has a single exon.